UGACAACGUCUCUUAAGUCGAGCACCCAUUUAAUUUUAUUUGCCGGUCUCUUCUUCCUUUCUCGCUCACUCCUAAUUCGCAUUCGCAGCCACCACAACACAACAUAUACCAAGAGCACAGCAAAUACCCACACAUAAACAUACACAUUCCUUCCUUCUCUUCUCCAUCUCUUAAUCCUCUCUCUAUCUCUCCCUCUCUGCGUGCUACAAUGGCUCUGUCACUCUGCUCUACGAAAUCCCUCCUUUUCCUCUUUCUAAUUUCAGCCAUCCCCAUCGCCUUUAUCAUCUCUCUCGAGCUAGCCAAACCCGCCACCCAUGUCUUCCACUACCACAGUUCCGGCUUCCUCCGCGAGUCCGCCAAGUGGGACGAUCUCAACCGCCGAUUCAUCGUCUCCUUCAUGGAUAGUGGCGUCGGCGAAAUUCGCGUUCCCGAUGAUUACUCUCAGGAUACUGUUUUACAGGAGGUUACUGUGGUGAAGGAGGCUGACUUGGCCGGGAACUCAACGCUUGGUAUUGUAAUUGACCGGCCAAGGAAUCGGCUGCUUGCGGUGGUCGCCGAUGUGCUGCGGAACAAAUACAAUGCACUCGCGGCUUAUGAUUUGUCCACUUGGGAGCGUCUGUUCUUAACCCAACUUGGUGGCCCAAGUGAUGAAAAAUCCUUUGCAGAUGAUGUUGCAGUUGAUGCAGAAGGUAAUGCAUAUGUCACUGAUGCCAAAGCCAGUAAAAUCUGGAAAGUUGGGAAGGAUGGCCAGUUCCUUUCAAUUAUCAGAAAUCCCCUCUUCAUUGAAAAACAGUGGUACAAAAACUUGAUUGGACUAAAUGGAAUUGUUUACCACCCAAAUGGCUUCUUGAUAGUAAUUCAUACUAUAACUGGAAAUUUAUUCAAGGUUGAUCUAACUAAGGGCGGUGAAGUCAAGUUAAUCAAGGUAGAUGGAGGCUCACUAUUAUUUGGAGAUGGUUUAGAGUUAUUGUCGCCAACUACACUUGUGGUUGCAGGAAAUCCUUCUGGGAGAUUAGUGGAGAGCUCUGAUGAUUGGGAAACUGCUACUCUUGUGGCCAAGUUUGUAGGCCCUGUACACCGGCUGUCUACAGCAGCAACUGUGAAGGAUGGUAAAGCUUAUCUUAGCCAUCUUGUUGGUAUGGGAUACCCAAAGAAGAAACAUGCCAUUGUUGAGGCAGUUUUUUCUGCUUAAAUGAAAACAGGUUAAUAAAUAUUUUUGAAGUUUCAUACAGCAAAAGCUCACCAUUUUUGUGGGUUUUGCACCUUUUAUUGUACCAUUAGAGCAGAAAUUUCAGUUUAUGUUUAUUUUCAUCCUUUAAAAGGUUAAUUGAACUUGACCAUUUUAAUUAAGGUGUUAGUUAACAAUUGUAUUCUCUGCUAUAAGAACUGUGUGAAGCAGUUAUAUAUGCAAUGUUUAUUUAAAGCUCAAAAAGAUUAUUAUUA
This is a messenger RNA of Jatropha curcas, 1443 nucleotides long. RefSeq names its product Calcium-dependent phosphotriesterase superfamily protein. Gene Ontology annotation, cellular component: endoplasmic reticulum. The record is from RefSeq and is a predicted model, not a curated record. Lineage: Eukaryota; Viridiplantae; Streptophyta; Magnoliopsida; Malpighiales; Euphorbiaceae.